Messenger RNA from Ictalurus furcatus (blue catfish), 3291 nucleotides. RefSeq names its product KH domain containing, RNA binding, signal transduction associated 3 (gene khdrbs3). Gene Ontology annotation, cellular component: nucleus. Lineage: Eukaryota; Metazoa; Chordata; Actinopteri; Siluriformes; Ictaluridae. Gene Ontology annotation, biological process: regulation of alternative mRNA splicing, via spliceosome. Bases 1 to 1026 code for a protein of 341 amino acids. Gene Ontology annotation, molecular function: mRNA binding. The record is from RefSeq and is a predicted model, not a curated record. The transcript has 10 exons.
AUGGAUAAUGAAAAGUAUUUGCCGGAGCUGAUGGCUGAGAAGGAUUCCCUGGACCCGUCUUUCCAACACUCUUCACGCCUCUUAGAGCAAGAAAUCGAAAAGAUUCAGAAAGGCGAAGAGAAAGAGGACGAGAAGUUCAUAGACGUCGUAAUAAACAAGAACAUGAAACUGGGUCAGAAAGUUCUGAUUCCUGUCAAACAGUUUCCCAAAUUUAAUUUUGUGGGAAAGCUUCUUGGUCCACGAGGGAACUCACUAAAGAGACUACAGGAGGACACACUCACCAAGAUGUCCAUCCUUGGCAAGGGCUCCAUGAGAGACAAAGAGAAGGAGGAGGAGUUGCGGAAGAGCGGCGAGGCCAAAUAUCAUCACCUGAACGAAGACCUGCACGUCCUCAUCGAGGUGUUUGCUCCGCCCGCUGAGGCCUACGCCCGCAUGGGCCACGCCCUUGAAGAGAUAAAAAAAUUCCUAAUUCCGGAUUAUAAUGAUGAGAUCAGACAAGCUCAGCUGCAGGAGUUGACGUUUCUGAACGGGGGUUCAGAGGAUGCCAAGGUCCCCGCGGUGAGAGGGAAAUCCAGUUCGAGGGCCCGCGGCACACCUGCUCCCGGGUCACACAGGAGUAGAGGAGGUGUUCCUCCCCCACAGGCUGUGGUUCCUCGCGGGGUGGCACCCAGAGGAGCUCCACCAAGCCGUCUUCCGUCCAACAGGGGGAGAGCACAGAGAGGACGCGGAGCUCCACCCCCUGUGGGAUACAGACCGCCACCCCCUGUAGUUCAGGACUCAUACGGAGAAUACGAAUACGACGACGGAUACGGAACAGCCUACGAUGACCAAGGGUACGACUCAUACGACAACACUUACAGUAACCAAGGUCAAAACUCAGAGGACUAUUAUGAAUAUGGACAUGGUCUAAGCGGGGAAUCCUAUGACUCAUACGGCCAGGAAAAGUGGACAAACGGCCGCAACAAGGCUCCGUCAGCAAGGACAAACAAAGGAGUGUACAGAGAACAGCCUUAUACGCGAUACUGAACUCUAAAAAUAAAAUCAACCAAAAAGACGAAAAAACAAAGCAUCCCAGAGAGGAAAGGGAAGACGGGAACAUGAUUUCAUGGGGACAUUCAGUUUGACACUGGUAGAUACUGGUUGUUGCAUGGAUGCAAGAUAAUUAAACCUGUGAUCACUAAUUAUGUGUAAAAUAGUCAACCAAUCAGAAUCCUUCUAUGCCAGUAUUGAAAAUUUAGGGGGUGGGUGCUAGUAGGUAGAAGGUGGUGUAAACUUCAGGUGUUAGAUAUUUAGAUUUAGUCAGGUACAUUUCUAUAUAGACUUUUUGAUGAGUGAUCAACUUCAAUGUGUCCCUUGUAAAUUCUACUUAACGAAAGAAAGAAAGAAACAAAAUUAUUGAUACACAUAUCGUGUUACUCCUUCUUUUUUUUUUUUUUUUUUUUUUGUAAUGCAAUGUUCCUUAGCAUUAAAGGGCUUAUGGGAGCAUUUAAACAUUGUACAUAGUCAUGUUAUCAUGGUGAAGAAAGGUCACAUUGCUCUGUCCAAUAUUUCUUUGUUGUUAAAUGUCUGACUCUAAGUGGUCGGACGCAGGGUUGCCAACCAUCUGCAAAUUUACACAUAAAAGAUGAACAUGAGCUUAUGCGUAACAAUUCUUUAGACCACACCACACAGCAAUAAGAAAACAGAGGAAACCGAUCAAUAAUGUAAAGUAUGCAAAUAAAUAAAGUCUCUGACUAGAGAAAUUUGAGCCAGUGAAACUCCAGGCUUUCUUCUUAAGUAAAGGUAGUAAAGAUACUUGAAGUAAGUCUAACACCAGAGAUUAGCAUAGUUGUCUUUUUUUAUUUUUUUAUUUUUAGAUUUUACAUCAUAUAGCAUAAUCUACACUAAAAUAGCAAAGUAGUUCCUUUUAGUAAAAGCAAACGUGAUAGAAGUAGGUCAAAGCUACGCCCGGACAUUUCAUUUACAGAGUGCAAAGGUCCCGAAGUCAAACCCACAUCAAAUUACAAAGUGAACCCAAACAUGUCAGGAUUAGGUCUUAGGGUGCUGAUUAAAAUUGUGAAAAUAUAAUAUACUAGUACAUACAUACUACUUAUUGCGGGAGCACUAAAAUUAUGCAGAUCGGUUGGCAACGCUAAUCCAUUUAGACGCAAUUUUAAAGGUAAGGUAUUGAGAUUGUUUCCUUCUGAGGAAUCCACGUUGCUUGCAGAAGUAUUCCAGCCCCAGAAACUUUGUCAAAAUUGGCACCCCAGUAUACUCAUAACCCCUUUUCAGUUAAAUAUACUCACACAACGUUGACAUGGCAGAUUUCAUUCAGACUGCAUGUGCUCAGUAGAUUUGAGGACAGAAUGAUGGCAAGACCUCUCAGUGACAUUUUCUUUUUAACAUUCAUGCCCCUGCAAUGAAGCUUUGGCCUGUGUCAUCCUAAUGAAAAAUGACUGUACAAUCUAUUUUCAAUUUUUGCUUUUAAUCCUGAAUAGUUCCUCAUGGAGGUCCCCCUGAAAUCUGGUGUUGCAUCCUCUAUUCUGAGCUUUAUAUGAGGUAAAAAAACAAAAAAAAAACAAAGGAAGGACAUUGUUCAUCAUUGAGUUACCCAUUGCCCACUGGCUUUCUCAAUCCCUACUGUCCCACCAGUUAGGGUUGGGGUUAGGCACAACAGUGUUGUGAAGGCACUUGCUUUGUCUUGUAUUAAUGCAGUUUUGUUGUCUUGUCAAUUUGAUUCAUCAAACAUGUGCUGCUGCUGCUGGUGGUGAUUUUAUUGCUCUUCAGUCUUCUUGAUGAAGAUGAUAAACUGGUCCAUCACUGCUUUUGUAACACCAUCUGAGUCGUGCGCUUUCUGUAUAAUGCUGCUAGGGUUGAAAAAUGCCCCUGCCAUAAUUCACGGAUCAAGAAUUGGCUAAACCCAUUACACCCAUUACACCGAACACACCUCAUCCAGGAUAUCAUUUGAUCCAUGCUUCAUGAACUCAAUAAGAUGUGGAAUCUUGGAAAGUUUUAAAUGGCGCAGUUGUGGCUCAGCAUUUAGAGUUCUGGACUACUGAUCUGAACAGAGUCCGAAUCCAAACAAAGCUACCACCUUGCGUAAGGCCACUAUGCCUUGCUUUGUUGCUUUGGAUAAAAGCAUCUGCAAAAUAAAUAAAUAUAAAUGUAAACAGAGGUCUGUAGGUCCUCAGUCCUGGGGCUGUCCUGGGGCUACCUUCCUGAUCAUUGUCUUCCCUGUAGACCUAUCAUGACAAUUCUUAAAUAUUCCAGACUUUGAUUGCCUCUGGGAGCCUGGGUUUAGCCUCAAGCUAA